AUGAAGCUCGCUUUGGUGCAGACCCAGGGCAUCAACGUCCUGAACCUGGCUAUCUCCGGCUUGAUGCUCCUGACCUUCAUGACUAUCCACCUCUUCCAGUUCCGCUUCGGCGACACCGACCAGUUCGGCCCCUACUACAUCCGGCCGCCUCCGUACCUCAUCAACUUCUGGGGCAUCUCUUCCCUGAACCUCUUCUGGACCUCCGACGCCAGCGUGGAGAAGGUCGGCGUGCGCGACAUCUACGCCCUGGAGUUCCAGAUCUUCAAGAAUCCCCUCUGGUCGCUCUUCUACAUCUUCUCGGUGUUCAUCUUCAUGUACCACGCCUGCAUUGGCUGGAAGAAGGUGACCCCGGUUCUUGGCAUUCCUCGGGGUCACAUCUGGCGGGUGGAGCUCAUCGGCUACGGCAUCAUGAUCGUCAUGGGCUUGGUCUACAUCUCCUUCCCGCUCUAUGUGAUGGCCACCAAGCCCUUUGCAGGCUACGAGACCACAAUCCAGAUCCCAGGACGGGAAGAGUGA
Messenger RNA from Symbiodinium sp. CCMP2456, 516 nucleotides. NCBI's taxonomy places the organism in Eukaryota, Dinophyceae, Suessiales, Symbiodiniaceae. The record is from the annotation of a GenBank genome assembly.